AUGUCCGACCCCCCGACCCAACUUUCCCUACCCCCUACUCUCCCUUACCCAAUCGCCAUCACCCGACUGCUCGUCGCGCCAGGUAACUCCGUCAAGAGGGGUAGUCCUCUACUGGAAUAUUCCUUCAUGUCCAAAGAGCAGCGCGAGGCUAUAUCGAAGAGGCAGAAAGAAGGUCGAAGAGCAGAUAUAUCCAAAGGCGAGAUUGAAGGCGAUGAUGGUUCGGGCACUUGGGAUUGUUUAGUUGAUGGUGAGGUAGCAGGAUGGGAGGGCUGGAUCAAAGUGGGAGUGAGGAUCGAAAGAAGACAAUCGAGUCAACCACUCCUGAACGUCCAUCAGCCGUGCUCGCAUCCUGUUCAAUUACACGGAAUGUGUGGGGUAUGCGGUGCAGACCUCACAGAGGACGACUAUCUCUCUGUACCUGCUCAAGCAAGUAGUUCGAAUCAGGCUGGACCUUCAAGAGGAUUCGAAGUGACCCACGACUCGAUGGGUGUGACAGUAUCCAAGAACGAAGCACACCGAUUAGAUAACCUAACUCGAGAUGCGCUUCUAUCCUCACGUAAACUAUCAUUAAUCGUUGACCUAGAUCAAACUAUCAUCCAUACCACUGUCGAUCCAACAGUAGCAGAAUGGAUGGACGAGAUCGAUCAGUAUAAUCGCGAAACGGAAUCUGCAUCACCUCAACAACCCCAGGAUCAACGUUCUACCACUCCCCCUGCCUUACCUCCCGAUGCAAAUGACAAAAUCAACACUACCCCACCUACAUCUCCUCAUAACGCCAAUGCCACCCUACCUCAACUCCCGCCUUCUCCACCAAGAGAAAGAGAACGGAAUCCCAAUACCGAUGCUCUCAAGGAUGUAGCGAGAUUCCAAAUUGCCGAUGACCUUCCACCGGGUUAUGUCAAACCCAAGAUCAAGCCCGGUCAGGAGAAGAUGAUACAGAUGCAAGGUCGAUGGUAUUUUACUAAACCAAGACCCGGAUUACAGAAAUUUCUCGAUGAGAUGUCAGAGCUGUACGAGAUGCACGUAUACACUAUGGGAACGAGGUCGUACGCCGAUGCGAUUUGCAAUGUCAUUGAUCCCGACGGUAAGAUCUUUGCAGGGAGGAUAUUGAGUAGGGACGAGAGUGGAAGUUUCAGCUCGAAAAAUCUUAAAAGGCUGUUCCCGACUGAUACGUCCAUGGUGGUAGUGAUAGAUGAUAGGUCGGAUGUUUGGGCGGAUUGUCCGAAUCUGGUAAAGGUCGUACCGUACGACUUUUUCCUUGGAAUCGGAGAUAUCAACUCAUCCUUCCUGCCCAAAAAUAAAUCCACCCCAUCGCCCUCAUCCACUGCCACCUCUCCGACAGCCGCUUCAUCGCCCGCUUCCUCAUCUGAUCUGUCGACUCCACCACCAGCUACCCCUGAAGAUGUACCGUCGAUCGAAGAUGGUUUGUUGUUGAAAGCGAAAUUACUCGAUGAUCUCAGUGAGAGCAGACCGUUGGCUAAGAUGCAGGAAAAGUUGGAGCAUGACAUCCAGCCGGAUGGCGAAAGGGACAAAGUAGACGUUUUUCCGAUCGGUGCAAAGUCCGAAACCGACGAAGUGGAUGGUGCUCCAACGGGGCAGACAGCUCCUGAUGUUGAAGUGGAACAAAACGAAGGCGCGAGCGAAAGUACACUGAGCCCUACGAUACCAUCAACACCACCUAGAGCUAAGAAACCACUGUUGAAUCCAAAUGAUUACGAGCUGCUCAGAGUGACCGAUAUCCUCACUGAGAUCCAUCACCGAUUCUACCGAGCAUUUGAUUCUCUCGAAUCGUGGGAUCCGAGCACAUCUCUACCUAUGAGUUGCGAUGUCGAGUUCAUCAUUCCCGAGCUAAAAUCCAAAGUGUUGGAAGGGUGCAACCUAGUAUUCAGCGGCUUGAUACCUCAAGCUGUUAAUCCUGAGACAACCGAGAUAUGGCAGACUGCCGAAACGUUUGGAGCUCUCUGUUCUCUAUCCGUUCACCCACGCAUAACCCAUUGUGUCACUGCUACGCUCAAUACGGAGAAGACUUAUAAAUCCAGUAGAAUACCUGACGUUAAGAUAGUCUGGGCGAAUUGGUUUUGGGAUAGUAUAGCAUUGUGGAAUAGGCAGGACGAAAACAAGUAUUUCGCGCAGAAGGAGAAGCAACGGUCGGAUCCUAUUACACCAGUCUUAGUAGCUGAGGUACUUGAGAAUACGAAUCGAAAUGGGAGUAAUGGGGAAUCAUCCUUGGUCCAGAACGUGGAUAAUAUCGACCAAAAAGAGAAAAAGGAUAGUGCAGAUGAUGGAUUAGAUGGUCCGACAGAGGAAGAAGGGGAAUAUGAAGAUAUGGACGAUGAUGCUCAAGUGGGAAAAGGGUGGGACGAAGGUGCAGAUGCCGAGUGGGACGCAUUCAUGGCUGAAGAUGAUGAUGAUGAAGGGUAUGGGACAGAUAGUGGUAGUGUCAGAUCUAUUAAUACUGCCCCCUCAACGCCUAGCAAGAAGAGAGUGAGAUAUGCGGACGAAGAGAGUUUGCCUUUGGAGGAUUUCAAAGAUCCAUCGCCUACUGACCCAGAUGAUCAACCUGCCAAAAGACGUAAACCGUUGUUGCUUGAAGCUGCCACUGAAAAUGAUCAGAUACCUGCAGAGAAUCGAUUCCAGUAUAAAGACAAGGGCAAAGAUAAAGGACAAGGAACAGGAAAGACAGAUGAUAGUCAUGUACCAGUCGUCACGCGGGGAGAAGAAGAAGAGAAAGAUGUGGAUGAGCAGAGUGUAGCUGAGACCGAAGGUACGGAAGGUGCAGAACAAGAUGAGUUCGCUAUGAUGUUGAUGGAUAGUCUGGCCAAUGGCGAAGAAGCUGAGGGGGAAGAAGAAGAAUAA
Messenger RNA from Kwoniella mangroviensis CBS 8507, 2856 nucleotides. RefSeq lists its product as uncharacterized. Gene Ontology annotation, cellular component: nucleus. The record is from RefSeq and is a predicted model, not a curated record. The transcript is spliced from 13 exons. Gene Ontology annotation, molecular function: RNA polymerase II CTD heptapeptide repeat phosphatase activity. Bases 1 to 2856 code for a protein of 951 amino acids. NCBI's taxonomy places the organism in Eukaryota, Fungi, Basidiomycota, Tremellomycetes, Tremellales, Cryptococcaceae.